GCACAGAAUCCACAGGUCUCUUUUGCCUUUGGAUUGACCAAUUCACUGCUUUACACCGGAAAUGCUGCGGAAUUUGGCGCUGAUGUUGGUGGUGGUGUGCGGAUGCCGGGCCCUCAGUACGGUACAGACGUUGGCGGGGGACAAGAGCUUCAGCACCCUCGUAUCCCUGGUAACGCAGGCCGGGCUCGUGGAUACGCUCAAUGGAGGAACGUUCACAAUUUUCGCCCCCAACAAUGCUGCGUUUGCCGCACUUCCGGCCGCCACGUUACAGGCGGUACAGAACGACGCCGCUCUCCUCAAGAGUGUCCUUCUCUACCACGUGGUGGCAAACCGAGUACUGAGGGCAUCGUUGAACAACGAACACAAAGAGACCUCUGCGCAGGGAAAGCCCAUCAGAUUUAACCACUAUAAUCACAACCACGUCCGAACUGCCGAAGGUAUUAAAAUACUCGCAUUCGACAAGAUCUGCGAUAAUGGGGUCAUCCACACUCUCGCCGGCGUCAUGAUGCCACCAGAGGGCGACAUUGUCAAUAUCGUGUCCAAUCACAACGAGACCAGCACGCUGUUGUCACUGGCUGUCGCCGCCGGCAUCGCAGGCGCACUGCAAGGGGAUGGUCUAACGCUAUUUGCCCCCACCAAUGACGCUUUCGCCAAAAUCCCGGCAGCCACUGUGGCUCAACUCACCGGAAACAUCCCUCUUCUCACGGAGGUGUUAAAGUAUCACGUGAUCCCACACACUGAGUUUUCUGUGGGCCUGUGGGAUGGACAGAUGCUGCGAACUCUGGACGGGACAUCUAUCACCGUACACGCAAGAAACGGCGUGACCUUGAACUCAGGAUCCCAAGUGACUAAGGCUGAUAUCGGCGCCACCAACGGAGUAGUACAUUACAUCGACACCGUCCUCAUUCCGACACGUCACGCGAGCAUUUUCGGAUAGAUGACGUCAUCCACCAC
Molecule: messenger RNA, 954 nt
Organism: Dreissena polymorpha
Lineage: Eukaryota; Metazoa; Mollusca; Bivalvia; Myida; Dreissenidae
Product: transforming growth factor-beta-induced protein ig-h3-like
Exons: 6
Coding region: 62-937 (291 amino acids)
Source: RefSeq, a predicted model, not a curated record